AUGCGCCCCAAAGACCGCCACAAUUUUGUGAUCGCGAUUAUCUGCGCCCUUCCUCUUGAGGCUAACGCCGUUGAAGCCCUUUUCAAUAAGACCUACGAUCGGCUGGGAAAAUACUAUAGCAAACAACAAGGCAACGGGAAUUCAUACAUUAAUGGAAGGAUUGGCAACCAUGAUGUGGUCCUGUGCUACAUGCUAGGAAUAAAGAAAAGAAGUGCAGUAAGUGUUGCCUCAAGUCUGCAAGUUAGCUACACGGGUGUCAAGCUUGCUUUAGUUGUUGGUAUAUGUGGAGGCGCCCCGUUACCACCAACCUAUCCAGAGAUAUUCCUAGGCAACGUUAUCAUCAGUGAUUCUGUGAUUGCAUAUGACUUCAGCAGGCAAUACCCUGGUGGCUUUCAACGGAAGUCUGGGAUCAAGGACACACUCAGCAGGCCGCAUCGAGAUAUUCAGACUCUGGCCUGA
Molecule: messenger RNA, 459 nt
Organism: Aspergillus alliaceus
Lineage: Eukaryota; Fungi; Ascomycota; Eurotiomycetes; Eurotiales; Aspergillaceae
Product: nucleoside phosphorylase domain-containing protein
Exons: 1
Coding region: 1-459 (152 amino acids)
Biological process (GO): nucleoside metabolic process
Molecular function (GO): catalytic activity
Source: RefSeq, a predicted model, not a curated record